This is a messenger RNA of Naegleria lovaniensis, 594 nucleotides long. RefSeq lists its product as uncharacterized. The record is from RefSeq and is a predicted model, not a curated record. Lineage: Eukaryota; Heterolobosea; Eutetramitea; Acrasida; Naegleriidae. The transcript has a single exon. The coding region runs from base 1 to 594 and encodes 197 amino acids.
AUGGUUUCUUGCUUGAAAUCCCUCUUGUUCUGCUGUUUGUUAUUGUCAACCACUCUCUUGCAAACAGUCCUUUCACAAAAUCCAUCCUCUUGUUCCAUCGAAAAGAACGGAAUGAUUAUUGACUUAUCCAAAGCAGACAAUGGUACUUUUGGAUGGAUCAUUCAAGACUACAUUCCGGGAUCAUUUUACAACGUGAAUCCUUGUAAUCCAGCAAUUCCCACCAACAACACCUUUUGUGCAUUCAAUGCUGGUGCUGCUCAAAUUUUCUACACUGACAAUUAUUUCCAUAGAUGCAUUGCUGUGGGAAAGGCCGGACCAAAGAUUUCUCUCUUUGAUCCCAAUAAUAUUGAACAUGGAUUGGUUGUGGAUUUUGAUUUAUUUCCAGGUUCCAAUGGUGGCAUGAAUGGAGCUCAAUUAUUUAUGGUGUGUGAUGAAAAUGUUCAUUUCGAUGGUCAUUUCAUUGGAAAAUCGAAAAAGUUUUUGAAAGAGCAAUACAUCUAUAAUUUCAAGAUUAUUACAAAAUAUGCAUGUCCUAGAAAACAUCAACAACAACAGCAAAAGAAGGGACAUGUUCUCUUUCGUGGUUUGAAUUAG